CCGAGUCCUACCUUCUACUCUACUUCUGUCCCUUCUUUUUGUGCUUUCUGUCUGAAUCUCUCUCUGGAACAUUGAACUGAACUGAACCAAAUAGAUACACAUAAUACAAGGCUUCAAAAUGAGGGGUCCUUUGGGUGCAGUCAUUGGAAGGUACACAUCAAGUGAUGGAACCACCCACUUGGGUGGAAUCAUAAGGCACAACAGAAAAUGCAGAGACAUAGCUGUUCUUGUCAUAUUUUUAGCUUUCUGGGUUGCCAUGAUUGUCAACUCCAGCUUUGCUUUCAGCAAAGGAAACCCAUUAAGGCUUACUUAUGGGCUGGACUACAAAGGAAAUGUGUGCGGUGACAAGCAUGCUGCUGAAGACCUUCGAGAAUUGGAGCUCAGAUACUGGCUAAAUCCUAAUCAGGUUUAUCAGAGUGGAUUGAAGGAUAGCCAAGUCAAACUGGCCGAUGCCCGCAGUAUAUGCUUGCUGGACUGCCCUAUGCCUUCGGAAGAUUCACUUACUUGGGUGUGUGAUUAUCCUGAAGGAGAUAUCCGUGUUUCAAUGAAUGAUUGGAUUGAUAUGAACUAUGAUUAUUUUGAGUUUCUUACUCCAGAAAUGAGAAACUCCUCUCUUCAACUUCAGGGCCCUUGUUAUCCUCUCAUAUUUCCUAGUGUAAAUGUUUACUGGAGUUGCCAAUUCAUUGCUAGAGCAUCAAAUGUAUCUUUAAAGCAUUGGCAGCAGAUGGGCGGAGUUAACAUCAAUGAAGACAUUGUUAUUGACAAGUCCAUUCAUGAGAAUAUCAAUUCUCGAUCAGCUGUCUUCAAGAGAUACAUGGCUGACAUAGGAAAGGCAUGGCCUGUGCUGAUUGUAUGUGGAGGGAUUUUACCUCUGUUUCUGUCUGUGGUUUGGCUGCUAAUGAUUCGGCAUUUUGUUUCUGCAAUGCCUUGGAUAACAGUGGUUUUCUUUAAUGUUCUCAUAGUAUCAGUUACAAUGUUCUUCUACCUAAAAGUUGGAUGGAUAGGAAAUGAUGCUAUUUCCCCCAUCAUUGGUGAGCAUGAUGCUUACAUUCAUGUAUUUGUGAGGGAGCUGACUCAUCUACGUGUUGUGACUGUCUUUAUGACCUUUAUCAUGGUUGUUGCCAUUCUUACUUCAAUAGCUAUUGUUCGUCGCAUCCUUAUGGCAACUUCUGUCCUUAAGGUUGCUGCAAAAGUGAUAGGAGAGGUUCAAGCACUUAUUAUCUUUCCAAUCAUACCAUAUGGUAUUCUUGCAGUAUUCUACAUGUUCUGGAUUUCUGCUGCUCUCCAUUUGUUCAGCUCUGGUCAAGUUGUUCAGAAUAAUUGCAACUCUAACUGCUGCUCAUAUAGUCUCACUGAGAAAAAGGUGAUUUGUGAUCAGUGUUGUGGAUAUAGCAUUCAUUACACACCGCAUAUUGGAGUUGCCAUCCUUUUUCACCUAUUUGGGUGUUAUUGGGCUACACAAUUUUUCAUAGCUUUCUCAUCAACGGUGAUUGCUGGAUCUGUUGCCUCUUAUUAUUGGGCCCAUGGUGAAGCAUCUCCAGAAAUUCCUUUUCUUUCUGUCUUUUCCUCAAUGAGAAGGCUUAUGCGUUACAGUCUUGGUUCUGUGGCUCUUGGCUCUCUGACUGUAUCAUUUGUCGAGUCAAUCCGCUUUCUGCUUGAAUCUAUUCGCAGGAAACUAAAAGUCUCCAGUCAUGUACCUGACAGCUGGAUUGGCAAGGCUGCAUACCAAUGUUCUCAAUGUUUUCAAAGGUGUAUUGAGUGGAUCAUCAAAGCAGUGAACCGAAAUGCUUACAUCAUGAUUGCUAUAACGGGUAAAAGUUUCUUUAGAGCUUCUGCUAUUGCAACAGAAUUGAUCAUGAAUAACAUCCUACGGAUUGGACGUGUCAAUGUGAUAGGAGAUGUUAUUUUGUUCCUUGGAAAACUAUGUGUCAGCCUUUCAAGUGCUGUUUUUGCUUUCCUCAUGUUGGAUGCACACAAGUACAGAUCUGCACAUAACAAGAUCUCAUCUCCAUUAUUGCCUGUUGUGGUUUGCUGGGCUCUUGGAUAUAUUGUUGCAACUCUUUUCUUUGCAGUUGUAGAGAUGUCAAUUGACACCAUCAUUCUCUCAUUCUGCCAGGACUCUGAAGAGCAUGGGACAGCACAGUAUGCUCCACCUCUUCUCAUUGAAACUCUUGGGGACCACAAUGAGAUGCAGAGACUUACACAAGGACCCCAAUGA
Abrus precatorius (Indian licorice) is the source of this 2218-nucleotide messenger RNA. RefSeq names its product choline transporter protein 1-like. NCBI's taxonomy places the organism in Eukaryota, Viridiplantae, Streptophyta, Magnoliopsida, Fabales, Fabaceae. Gene Ontology annotation, biological process: transmembrane transport. Gene Ontology annotation, molecular function: transmembrane transporter activity. The transcript is spliced from 10 exons. The record is from RefSeq and is a predicted model, not a curated record. Bases 119 to 2218 code for a protein of 699 amino acids. Gene Ontology annotation, cellular component: membrane.